CAGCGGGGACGCGUGCAGCAGGGAGGCUGUCAGUCCUCGCCAUCCCUCCUAUUGGCUGCGGCGGGAUGCUGGGUGUCUCUCGUGUUUUCUUAAUCCUCAGUUGCAAGUGGAGCUCACGGAGCUUUGCAAUGGAGCGAGAGAGGGGACCUUCACCUGUAGAUAUUUGACAUUAUCCUGUAUCCCAGCACAGCAAACAGAAAAAAGAAACCUUACGGCACUUUUGAAGUAAUUGCUCGUCGCUUCGGAUUUUGCAUCGCUGCACAGUUCCUGGAAAUAACUUCACUGAUCCAGGUUUGUUUGCGGGCGUCUGCCGCCCUUUGCUCCGGUUUAACGGGAUACUGCAGGCUGUAUGGAGGGAUGUCGGCAUGGCUUGCACCAGGAGAACCAAAACUUUGGUGUCUACAUGCGUGAUCCUGAGCGGCAUGACCAACAUCGUUUGCCUGCUCUAUGUCGGAUGGGUUACUAACUACAUCGCCAACAUUUACAUCAAGGUCCCGAUGCCUUUACCUGAGAGAAAGUUUGAAGGUGACAAAAGAGGUGACACUCUACGGAUCAUGGAGAGACUGGAUCGGCUGGAGAAUGUGGUGAACCAGCACAUACAAGAAACACCAGGGAGGGGAGAGGAUGGUCAGCCAGACACAUCAUUCUCUGACUCAUCACUGUUUGCUCACUGGGGCCAGGAACUUGGUCCAGACAACAGACGGGUGGCACUGAAGAUGUUCCAGUACUAUGGAUAUAACGCCUACCUCAGUGAUCGUCUCUCUUUGGACAGGCCAAUAUCAGAUCUCAGGCCUGAUGGGUGCAAAAAUAUAACUUAUCCUUUGAACCUCCCUCAAGUGAGCAUUGUGUUCAUCUUUGUGAAUGAAGCCUUGUCGGUCAUCCUGCGGUCCAUUCACUCUGCAAUCAACAGGACACCCUCCCACCUUCUCAAAGAGAUAAUCCUGGUGGAUGACAACAGCAAUAACAAUGAGCUAAAGGAGAAGCUGCAGGAUUUUGUGUCUGAAACAAACAGCCACCGUCCAGGAUUCAUUAAAAUGGUGCGGCAUGCCAAGCAGGAGGGUUUGAUCCGGUCCAGAGUGAGUGGGUGGAGGGCUGCUACCGCCCCAGUUGUUGCUCUGUUUGAUGCCCACGUUGAGUUCAAUGUUGGCUGGGCUGAACCCAUUCUGCAGAGAAUUAAAGAAGACAGAACGCGCAUAAUCUCCCCGUCAUUUGAUAACAUCAAAUAUGACACUUUUGAAAUUGAAGAGUAUCCACUGUCUGCCCAGGGCUUUGACUGGGAGCUGUGGUGUCGAUACCUCAACCCACCCAAGUCCUGGUGGCACAAGGGCAACAAAAGUGCCCCAAUCCAGAGCCCAGCACUGAUUGGCUGCUUCGUGGUGGAUAGGCUGUACUUUGAGGAGAUUGGUCUGCUGGAUGAAGGGAUGGAGGUGUAUGGGGGAGAAAAUGUGGAGCUGGGAAUCAGGGUGUGGCAGUGUGGCGGCAGCGUUGAGGUCCUGCCUUGUGCUCGCAUCGCCCACAUAGAGCGGGCUCAUAAACCGUACACUGAGGAUCUCACGUCUCAUGUGCGACGGAACGCCCUCAGAGCCGCAGAAGUCUGGAUGGAUGAGUUUAAAAGCCACGUCUACAUGGCUUGGAAUAUCCCGAUAGAGGACUCAGGGAUUGAUAUUGGCGAUAUCUCCGAGAGGAAGGCUCUGAGGAAGAGGCUGCAGUGUAAAACCUUCCGCUGGUACCUGGUCAACAUCUACCCCGAGAUGAGGAUGUACAGCGACACCAUCGCAUAUGGAGUAUUGAAAAACUCUCUGAAGAACGAUCUGUGUCUGGAUCAGGGCCCGGACAAUGACAACAUCCCCAUCCUGUAUCUCUGUCACGGGAUGACACCGCAGAAUGUGUACUACACCAGUACUCAGCAACUCCACAUCGGGCUCCUCAGUCCCACCGUUGAUGACGACGACAACAAGUGCCUGGUGGAUGUGAACAGUAGGCCUCGCCUUAUUGAGUGCAGCUACGCUACAGCCAAACGCAUGAAACUACACUGGCUCUUCACUCAGGGAGGAUCCAUUCAGAACAAGAAAUCAAAGCGAUGCCUAGAGCUUGUAGCGAGCAGUGACAACGAGUUUGGCUACCAACUGGCUCUGCAGAGAUGCACUGGACAGAAAUGGUUCAUCACGAAUGUGCUGUUUAGCAGCUCCCUAUGAUCGACUUCUGAAAGAAACACUGGAGGGAACAGCAACUGGAUUGAGUGGAAUAGUUUCUGUAGUGUGCACAUAUUUAUGCAAGUGUCUGCGCAUGUGAAGGGAUAAGGAGCCGGAGUUCAUUUGGAGCCACGAUGUCCUCUGAUGAGCAGUCGACAUCACAUCGUAAAUGUUAAACAUUUCAUUUUGUCUACAGGAUCAGCCAUAGCUGGCGGAUAUUUUACUAAUUUGACAAUGUAGUAUAUUUAGUAUAUUUUGUGGUAAAUACAGUACAGUCAGAUUUUUGUUGACUUUCAAGAUGUAAUGGGUCCAAUAUGGUUUUGUACUUUGUUUAUAUUUGCUACUGUGUAGCAAACACUCGGAAACUGUCCCUGCUGUAAUCAUUUUAUUUUAGUGUCUCAGGUUUGUAGGUUUAUUAUGCGACUCAAACUGUACAAUAGUGGAAAAUGUUGAAAUAAAUCAGAAAAUGAUAUUUUCUAAAUGUAAAUAUUUUGAACACUUGUAAUAUAUAAAAGUAAAAUUACUGAUGUAAA
Mugil cephalus (flathead mullet) is the source of this 2725-nucleotide messenger RNA. RefSeq names its product UDP-N-acetyl-alpha-D-galactosamine:polypeptide N-acetylgalactosaminyltransferase 18b (gene galnt18b). Gene Ontology annotation, cellular component: Golgi apparatus. Lineage: Eukaryota; Metazoa; Chordata; Actinopteri; Mugiliformes; Mugilidae. The record is from RefSeq and is a predicted model, not a curated record. Bases 366 to 2195 code for a protein of 609 amino acids. The transcript is spliced from 11 exons.